AUGCAAUCUGAAUGGCAUAGAGAUUCGGUUUCUCAAUCAACAGAUUUUUUAAAAAUUAUGUCUAACAAAGAAAAAAGUAUUAUAGAUCAACUAAAUACUGCUCAGCAAUCAAAAAUAGAACAAAAUAGAAAAAGGCUAGUUCCAAUUUUAUCUUCAAUAGUAUUUUGUGCGACACAUGAUCUAGCAAUUAGAGGCAAAUUAAGCUGUAGUGGAAAUUUUCAUGAUCUUUUAAAAUUUUGUGUUGAAUCUGGAGACAGUGUUCUGUCCGAGCAUUUAUCAACAUGUCAUAGUAAAGCUAAAUAUACCUCACAUUGCAUUCAAAAUGAAUUUAUUUUAUUAUGUGGAAAUGUAUUAUGUGACCAAAUUAUUCGAGAAGUAAAUAGUAGCUUAAGUUUUUCACUGCUAGCUGAUGAAACUUUUGAUAUUGCUGGCAUUGAACAACUUUCGAUUGGUGUUCGUUAUGUUGAUAGUUCAAAAACUAUAAGAGAAGAAUUCCUAGGAUUUAGUGAACUACAAACAUUAGAUGCAGUUGGUAUAGCUACUUAUAUUUUGACUUCUGUUGAAAAAUAUGGUUUGGAUAUGAAUAAACUUGUUGGCUUGGGUUUUGACGGGUGUUCAGUAAUGGCUGGAAAAGAAAAUGGAGUUCAAAAAAUAAUUUGUGACAAAUAUCCAAAAGCAAAAUUUUUUCACUGUGCUUCAAUUUGCAGUUCUUAUUUACCGAUACGGAAUAAUAUAUUAGAUUAG
Molecule: messenger RNA, 744 nt
Organism: Acyrthosiphon pisum (pea aphid)
Lineage: Eukaryota; Metazoa; Arthropoda; Insecta; Hemiptera; Aphididae
Product: 52 kDa repressor of the inhibitor of the protein kinase-like
Exons: 1
Coding region: 1-744 (247 amino acids)
Source: RefSeq, a predicted model, not a curated record